AUGACAACGAUUUUGAUCAAUGAAUCAAAUCCGUUAUUAGAUGAUGCAGCUGCAAUAGAAUAUAUCGAAGCAGAAGAAGAUGAUAAUUCAGCAAUUGUCGAAGAUGCAGUAGAAGAUGGAAAUGAAGAUGAAGAAGUAUUAUGGAUUAAAGAGCAUGAAGAUUUUAAUAGAUCAAAACAUUGGCUUUUAAGACCAAGUGUUUUUCAAGUUAUAUUUAUCAUGACUGCAUUAACAGUGAGUACAACAAUUGCAGAUGCAACAAAAACCGUUAUUCAAUUUAAAUUAGCAUGUAAUGCAGUAAUUGAUUCAAAGGGAAUAUGUGAUCCAAUAGAGACUCAAAUAUUAAUAUCAAAUUAUUCACAAUAUUCAUUAGUUGGUUCAACUAUAAUAUCAUUAAUUGGAAUGACUAAAUUUGCAUCAUUAUCUGAUAUUUAUGGUAGAAAAGCUUUUAUUACUGGAAAUGUUAUAUUAUAUUUUUUAUCAAAUUUAAUAAUAUAUUAUUUAUAUCAUUUUGAAACUUUUCAAUUUAAAACUUUACUUUUAGCAAGUUAUUUAUCUGCUAUUGGAGGUGGAUAUAUGCUUUUAUCAGUAAUGGUUGAAACUUGUUUAUCAGAUUUAAUUACAAAUACUUCUGCAUUAGCUCCAAUUUUAGCUCGUUCAAGUGCUAUAACAAGUUUAGGUCAAUUUGCUGCACCAUUAAUUGGUAAAAUGAUUCUUUCAUGGCAUUCCAAAAAAUCCCCAGUUUAUCAUAUUACAUCUAUAACUGAAAAUUCCAAAAUAUCAGAAAAUGAAUAUUUUUUAUUUAGAAUUGAAUUGAUCAUUGAAUUUUUAAUGUGUUUUUAUUGUUUAUUUAUAUUUGCAGAAACAAGAAAUCCAAAAUCUUUACAAAAAUCAAGAACAAAUUCAAUAAUUUCAAGAAGACCAUCUUCUUUAAACUUAAAUAUUCAAUCAAGUUAUAUCACUAAAAUCAAAAAUUAUUUUAAAGAAUUUUCACCAAUUAAAGUUAUAUUAUUUCCUUCAAGUACUAAAGUUAGAUUUAUAGUAGGAGCAAUGAUAUUUGUAUUAGUUUCAUAUGUUGCAUUAAUGAUUUCAAUUUCACAAGUUCUUGUUAAUUAUGUGAUUUUAAAAUUUGAUUUUGGUGAUGAUAUUGCAUAUAUAAUUUCAUUAAUGUCAAUAACUAAAGUAUUUGCAUUAAUGAUUGUAUUACCUUUUUUACAAACUUUUGUUUUAAAAAAAUGGUUUAAAUUUAAAGUUUCAAAUACUCAACCAGAUUCUAUAGAUUUUUCAUUAAUGUCAUUUGGAUUAUUUGUUGAUGUAUUAGUGUUUAUAAUGUUAUAUCAAGCAAAAUCUAAAAUUGAUAUAUAUUCAUCUUUAAGUGUAUUUGCAUUAGGUUCAAUGUUGACACCAGUUUUAAAUGCUUCAACUUUAAAAUUUUUUCCAAAAAGUAUGAUAGGUUCAUUUUAUGGUGCUAUAGGAGUUUUGAUUAAUUGUGCAACUAUUGUUGGUCCUAUAUUGGUAAUGAUUUUAUAUAAAUAUUCAUUAAGAAUUCAUUGGGAUAAUUUUGUUUUUUUACUUUCUUCAAUACUUAUUGGUUCACUUUUGGUUUUAAUCAUAUCAUGUAAAUUUAUUUUGGGAGAUGAAGAUUAUAUUAGGUUAAGAAGUAAUUUAUCUGGACUAGCUUGA
This is a messenger RNA of Lodderomyces pseudojiufengensis, 1683 nucleotides long. RefSeq lists its product as uncharacterized. The transcript has a single exon. Gene Ontology annotation, cellular component: membrane. Gene Ontology annotation, molecular function: transmembrane transporter activity. NCBI's taxonomy places the organism in Eukaryota, Fungi, Ascomycota, Pichiomycetes, Serinales, Debaryomycetaceae. The coding region runs from base 1 to 1683 and encodes 560 amino acids. The record is from RefSeq and is a predicted model, not a curated record. Gene Ontology annotation, biological process: transmembrane transport.